UUAGGCCCAGCUCUGUUUAUUUAGGCCUGCCUUGAUUUAUUUUCCCUCCCCGCUCCGGGUGGGAAGGAGCCAGAGCUGCCACCCCCAGGAUGCUCCUUCCCACGGAGAGGCCCCAGCAGCUCCUUGAAAUCCGGACUUCCAAGGAUGAUGUCGCAUCCCGGCGUCCUUCUGGGAUCCUCUCACAUCCCCAGGCCCUCAUUGGAUUGUCCUGCUUCCCGUUUUUCCGCUCCCGGUUUAUUCUGAGGGAUCUCCCUGGCAGGGCGGCUCAUCCCCACUCGCUUUCCCCUCAUCCCCUGGGAUGCAUUUUGUUCCUGGGAUGUUCCUUUCUCAUGGAAAACGAUGCAAAAUGACCUUUCAAACCCAAUCCAAGGGUUGUUUUGGAGUCCUGGGAGCUGGAAAAAGAACCAACCAGCCUUGGGAUAAAUCGGGCUUUGGGAUGGGAGCUUAUGUCAACUGGCAAAAUGGGAAGUGACCUUUUCCCGCCCGGCCGGAUAAAUUUGGGAUGGAGCUGCAGCACAUCCGCCUCCCACUGCCCUCAUCCCACGGGGAAGCCACCGGAUUGCUGGAAGGACGGAUCAAACCAGAGAAAGUCAGGGAAGGGCCUGGGCGGAGCAUCCGGAGCCCCCUCGCCAUGGCCUCGUCUGAGCUGCCCCCCCAGCCUGCAGUAGGAGCCGCGGUGCCUCCGGAGCCGGCGGGCGCGGUGCCCGCAGGGGGGGAGGACGUGGGUGAAGCCUUUGCCUUCGAGGACAGUGAGGAGGAGGAGGAGGAGGAGGAGGAUCCCACGGCCCAUCCCGGCGGGGCCGUUGUUCUCCGGGCCCCCCCGCGCCGGCGGCGUGGGACCAGCUCCGAGGGGGAGGGGCUGGUGCCGGAGACCCCAGAAGGGGCCCCGGUGAGGAUGAGCAAUGGGGAGGCCGGGGGAGACCCCCCCGUCCGCACCCAGACCUGGAAGCGGGAGAGCAUCUGCCGAGGUGAGCGGUUUUCCUUCCCGGAGGUGGAGGACGACGUGAUCUACGACGACGUUCCCUGCGAAAGCCUGGAUGCCGAGCAGGAUGGAGCAGAGAGGGAGCGGAGCCUGAUCUACGAGGAGGUGCAGCGGGGAGAGGGCUCCCGGAUCAGCGAGGAUUUGGGCUGGAGCUCCAGUGAGUUCGAGAGUUACAGCGAGGAUUCGGGGGAGGAAACCAAAGCUGAGCCCACCAAGCACAGAGCGUCCUUCCAGCCCAAGCUUUCUCCAGACCUGAAUAGACUAAAGGAGAGAUACGCCAGGACUAAGAGGGACAUCCUGGCUUUAAGAGUUGGGGGGAAGGACAUGCAGGAGCUGAAGCAGAAGUACGAUUGGAAGAUGACCCAGCUGAUGAAAGCAGCCAAAAGCGGCACCAAGGACGGUUUGGAGAAGACCAAGAUCGCGGUGAUGAGGAAGGUGACGUUCCUGCACCGGAAAGAAACCCCAGGGGACUCGGAGGAGGAGGACACGGGGUUCCUGGAGGUCACGGUCUCGGACAUGAAGCACCCGCCACCAGAGCUGGGCCCCAUGCCCGAGGGGCUGAGCCCGCAGCAGGUGGUGCGGCGGCACAUCCUGGGCUCCAUCGUGCAGAGCGAGCGGAGCUACGUGGACUCCCUGAAGCGGAUCCUGCAGGAUUACAGGAACCCGCUGCUGGAGAUGGAGCCGAAGGUGCUGAGCGCCAGGAAGUGCCAGGUGGUGUUUUUCCGGCUGAAGGAGAUCCUGCAGUGCCACUCCAUGUUCCAGAUCGCCCUCGCCUCCCGCGUGGCCGAGUGGGACUCGGCCGAGAAGAUUGGGGACCUCUUCGUGGCCUCGUUCUCCAAGUCCAUGGUGCUGGACGUCUACAGCGACUACGUCAACAACUUCACCUCGGCCAUGUCCCUCAUCAAGAAGGCCUGUCUCACCAAACCCGCCUUCCUCGACUUCCUCAAGAAGAGGCAGAUGGCCAGUGCUGACCGGGUCACGCUCUACGGGCUGAUGGUGAAGCCCAUCCAGAGGUUCCCUCAGUUCAUCCUUCUCCUGCAGGACAUGCUGAAGAACACCCCCAAGGGCCACGCAGACCGUCUGUCCCUCCAGCUGGCCCUCACUGAGCUGGAGACGUUGGCGGAGAAGCUCAACGAGCAGAAGCGCUUGGCCGACCAAGUGGCUGAGAUCCAACAGCUCAGCAAGAGCAUCAGCGACAGGAGCAGCCUCAACAAGCUGCUGAGCUCGGGGCAGAGGCAGCUCCUGCUCUGUGAGACACUGACGGAGACGGUGUACGGGGACCGAGGGCAGCUCAUCAAGUCCAAGGAGAGGAAGGUUUUCCUGCUCAACGACAUGUUGGUCUGUGCCAACAUCAACUUCAAGCCGGUGGAUGCAGGAGGCCAACUGGAAAUCAGCAGCCUGGUGCCCCUGGGGCCCAAAUACGUGCUGAAGUGGAGCACGGCCCUCCCGCAGGUGCAGGUGGUGGAGGUGGGGCAGGAGGGCGGCGCCUACGACAAGGACAACGUGGUCAUCCACAACGCCGGCGCCCGCAGACACGCGCCCGCCGGGCAGGCCUCGCACAACAAAGUCUACCUGGGGCCACCACGGCUCUUCCAGGAGCUGCAGGACCUGCAGAAGGACCUGGCAGUGGUGGAGCAGAUCACCCUCCUCAUCAGCACCUUGCACGGCACCUACCAGAACCUGAACAUGACGGUGGCCCAGGACUGGUGCCUGGCACUGCAGAGGAUGGUGAGGGUGAAGGAGGAGGAGAUCCACUCUGCCAACAAGUGCCGCCUGCGGCUGCUGCUGCCCGGGAAGCCGGACAAGUCCGGCCGCCCCAUCAGCGUCAUGGUUGUGUUCAUCACCCCCAGCCCCCUGAGCAAGAUCUCCUGGGUGAACCGCCUGCACCUGGCCAAGAUAGGCCUCAGGGAAGAGAACCAGCCGGGCUGGCUCUGUCCCGACGAAGACAAGAAGAGCAAAGCCCCGUUCUGGUGCCCCAUCCUCUCCUGCCACAUGCCAGCCUUCUCCUCCAAAGCCCUUGAUCUGCAGCUCGGAGCCGCAGUUCACAACCCCGUGCAGUCCUCCCUGCUGGGCUUCUCCGCCGUCAGCACAUCGCUGCCGCAGGGCUACCUCUGGGUGGGGGGUGGCCAGGAGGGCGCGGGGGGGCAGGUGGAGAUCUUCUCCCUGAACCGCGCCGUGCCGCGCACUGUCAAGUCCUUCCCGGUGGCCUCCCCGGUGCUGUGCAUGGAAUACAUCCCGGAGCCCGAGGAGGGGGAUGCCCCGGGCUGCCAGGAACCCCGAGCCGGCGAGCAGCCCCCCCCGGCCCCUCAUCCCACCGUGUGCCUGGGGCUGCAGGACGGCAGCAUCCUGGUCUAUGGGAGCGUGGACACGGGGACGCCGUGCCUGCUGAGCUGCAGGAGCCCAGGAAUGCAGCCCAUCCUGUGCCUGAGGCACAGCCCCGAGUUCCUGUUCGCGGGACUGCAGGACGGCUCCGUGGCCGCCUACCCCCGGAGCAACGGGGGGCUCUGGGACCCGGCAGUGCAGCCCACCCGCCUGCCCGUGGGCACCGGCCCCGUCCGUGCCCUGCUGACCCUGGAGGAGACCCUGUGGGCCAGCUGUGCCAACCAGGUCACUGUCCUUGAUGCCACCACCCUCCGGGCCCAGCAAACCUUCGAGGCCCACCCCGAGGCCGAGGCCAGCGUGACCCACAUGGUGAAGGCGGGCAGUGGGGUCUGGAUGGCCUUUGCCUCGGGCUCCUCCAUCCGCCUCUUCCACACCGAGACCCUGGAGCACCUGCAGGAGAUCAACGUCGCCACCAGGACCACCUUCGUGCUCCCAGGUCACAAGCACGUGCGUGUCACCAGCCUGCUCAUCUGCCAGGGCUCGCUCUGGGUGGGCACCGACCAGGGCAUCAUCGUGCUGCUGCCCGUGCCUCGCCUGGAGGGGAUCCCCAAGAUCACCGGGAAGGGCAUGGUGUCCCUCAACGGCCACAGCGGCCCCGUGGAGUUCCUGGCGGUGGCUCUGAGCACGUUGGCCCCCGACGUCCUCCGGGGCGACCGGGACGAGGAGGAGGAGGGGGGCGAGGAGGAGAAAGGCCCGGAGCUGGAGGGGCCUCCCCCGCGGGAGCUGAGGAAGAAAGGGAUCCUGCUGCAGUACCGGCUGCGCUCCACGGCCCACCUGCCCGGGCAGCUGCUCUCCGUGCGGGAAUCCCCGCCGGGAACGCCGGCACACGCCGAGGAGGACGGGUCCAUCUACGAGCUGGCCGACGACCCCGACGUGUGGGUGAGGAGCCGGCCCUGCGCCCGCGACACCCCCCGCAAGGAGAUCUCCUCCGUGGCCAUCGUGUCCGGGGGCCGCGGGUACCGCAACUUCCGCGGGGACGGCCCGCACAGGGACAGGGCGGGCAACGGCGACAGCUCCCUGCUCAUCUGGCAGCUCCCGCUGUCGCAUUCCCGGGAUCCCAGCCCUCCCUGCUCACCUGGCAGAUCCCACUGAUGCUAUGGCAUUCCCGGGAUUCCUCACUCGCCCACUGAUGUUGCAGCAUUCCCGGGACCCUCCCACACUCUGCUCAUCUGGCAGAUCCCGGGAUUCCCCCCCAUCCUGCUCACCUGGCAGAUCCCGGGAUUUCCUGCCAUCCUGCUCAUCUGGCAGAUCCCACUGAUGCUGCUGCAUUCUUGGAAUUGCCCCCCAACUGUGCUCAUCUGGCAGAUCCUGGGAUUCCCCCCAUCCUGCUCAUCUGGCAGAUCCCAUUGAUGCUGCAGCAUUCCUGGGAUUCUCUCCCCACCCUGCUCCCAUGGCAGAUCCCACCAAUGCUGUGGCAUUCCCGGGAUUCCCCCCAACCCUGCUCAUCUGGCAGAUCCCGUGGAUGCUGCAGCCUUCCCAGGAUUCUCUCCCCACCUUGCUCAUCUGGCAGAUCCCGGGAUUCCCCCCCCGCGCUGCUCCUCUGGCAGCUCCGGUUGCUGCUGCAGCAUUCCCGGGAUUCCCCACCAACCCGGCACCUACCUCAAGCCACCCAACAGCUGCCGGGGGUGGCCCUGCCCCGGGUGCAUCACCCGUUAUUUUUAUAAGGAGGAAAAAACUGAAAAAAAAUGGGGAGUUUCUUCCCUGAAAACCAGCUGUUUGCAUGGAAAGUGGGCAUUCCGGGCAGCGGGAGCGGCGCCCUCCCUGCGGGCUGUGGGGGGGCUGCUCCCGGCCCGAGGUGUCCGUGUGUCUGUGUGUGAGUACCCCCCUCUAUACAUUUAUAUAUAUAUAAAUAUGUUGUAUAUUAUGACCUGUACAAAGAAGGAAUCUGUAUAUAUUGGGACACUGGGAGCGCCAGGAAUGGGGGUGGUAGCUCCCAGCGGGUUUUGCCUGGAAUAACCACUUCUUCUGGACUGUGACUUGAGGCUCUUUGGUACGAAACCCCCCGGUUUUGGGAGCUGAGGACACUUGGCUUCCAAGGAAAGGAAAUGGGGGGAGUGUGGAAAUAAAUCCCGUAGGAAUCGG
Molecule: messenger RNA, 5446 nt
Organism: Lepidothrix coronata (blue-crowned manakin)
Lineage: Eukaryota; Metazoa; Chordata; Aves; Passeriformes; Pipridae
Gene: ARHGEF10L
Product: Rho guanine nucleotide exchange factor 10 like
Exons: 29
Coding region: 503-4456 (1317 amino acids)
Biological process (GO): positive regulation of stress fiber assembly; SREBP signaling pathway; actin cytoskeleton organization
Cellular component (GO): cytosol
Molecular function (GO): protein binding; guanyl-nucleotide exchange factor activity
Source: RefSeq, a predicted model, not a curated record